CUCAUAAACUUCCUGAAUACAAAGUACAGCUUCAAAAUUCGAUUUUGCCACUUGUGAAGCAACGGUAUUUUGUUUCAAGUUUAAUUUCCUCGUCACGCAAUAAGCUGCUGUUUUAUGGAAAGCUUGAUACAUAAUUUACAAAAAUGGAAUUUACUUUGACGACUCUCACGUUCCUCGUCCUGUGUCAAAUUUGGGAAGGAAAUGGCUGCUCUGGGUAUUGCAAGUGCUGUUUACACGAUAAUUGUGGCAUUGGGGUUGAAGUUGGAGUAAACGGCUGGUAUAAUGUAUGCCUGGAUGGAUGCAAGGACGGGUACCAUCAAGCUCGUUGUAUGAACACAUGUCCUCAAAACUGUCAGACUUGCAAGCAAGCUGAUGGUGAAUGCCUUACAUGUAAACCUGGAUUUCAUGGAAUUCAAAACAAUUGUUUGAGUAAUUGCAUUUACCCAAACUGCGCGUGUGGACAAACAGAUUGCGAUUUUUGCCUCGAUGGAUUUUACCAAAAAGAUCAGUUCUGCACUUUAGCCUGUUCAAAAGGUUGUUAUGGAGGUACAUGCAAUAACGACGGGUCAUGCUUAAAUUGUAUAGCUUAUUUUGAAGGGGAUACAUGUGAUGUCUGCGUUCACGGGAAAUACGGGGCAUUGUGUGAAAAAAACUGCGUUCACGAGAAAUGCGGAUGCAAAAAUGCAACGGAUUGUAUUUCUUGCAAACCUGGAUAUUUUGACUUCAGUACUUUUUGUUCAAAACGGUGUUCCGUGGGUUGUAGGGACAAUUGUGAAAAUAACGGCGUUUGUACGUGUAUCCCGGAGUAUUCUGGAAACACCUGCGAAGAAUGUAAAUUUGGUCAUUAUGGUUAUGACUGCACCACCCCGUGUUCAAAUGGUUGUAUCGAUACUACUUGCAUGAAAGAUGGAACCUGCCAGUGUAUUCAAAACUUUUCUGGAAGCAAAUGUGAAACUUGUGUUGUAGGACAUUAUGGCGAAUUAUGUCAAAAUCAGUGUGGAGGAGGUUGUAUAAACAACACCUGUGACAGAAAUUAUGGCACAUGCGAUUGUGAAUUCAGUUACAAAGGAUCACUAUGCAAUAUGUGUGAGGAUGGUUAUUUCGGAAGUAGUUGCAACUUGCCAUGCCCGGAUAGCUGUUAUAACUGUUCUUCUAUUGAAAACUGUUUCGCAUGCAAAGAAGGGUUUUAUGGUUUAAACUGCUCAUACCAGUGCUCGGCUAGUUGUUUAAAAUCUCGUUGCGAAAAAGGUGAUGGUUUUUGUACAGAAGGUUGUUUGAAUGGAUUUACAGCCGCCACUUGCAAUGACAGAUGUGAUGACAUUUGUAAAACAUGCUCCCAGGCAAAUUCUACACACUGCACAUCAUGCUUCGGUGGAUUUAGCGGACCUGGUUGUAAAUGUAUUCCGAACUGUAAAUGUGAAGUCAACAGUGAAGUCUGUAAUGAGUGCAUAAAUGGAUUUGAAGUGGAAGGCAAAGAAUGUAAAUGUAAUAAGAAUUACUGUUUGAACAGCUCUCUUUGUACAUCGUGCCAGAAUAACACGUUGUAUUCAUUUGAGGGUACAUGUUGUGAAUGUAGCACACAUUGCAAAAGUAAACAGUGCAUGUCAGAGAACCACUGCUUGAACGGCUGUGAGGAUGGAUAUACCGGUGUAGACUGUGCAGAUUUAUGUACAGAUUACGAUACCGAUUGUACAAAAUGUAGUCAGACUGAGAAUUUCUGUGUCCAGUGUAAAAGCGGGCUCACCCCAAACACAGAUGGUGUAUGUGCGAGACCAUGUAGUGAAACCUGUGUCAACAAAGUGUGUGAUGCUAAAACAGGCAUGUGCCUUCAAGGUUGUAUUCGCAACUUUUACGCCGACAAAUGCGAUAUAAUAUGCCCCUCGACAUGCGCAUCCGUACCAAACAAAACAAGAUGUGACAACUAUGGAAGAUGUUUACAUGGGUGUAUUGAAGGAUACAAAGGGGUGACUUGUAUUAAUUCCACAAAGGCGAAUACAGGCAAUUCAUCUGCUGCUUGGAUAACCGGAGGAGCUGUCGGUGGUGCAAGCACAAUUAUAUUUGUGAUUAUUGGAAUUGUUCUGUACAUACAAAGGAGAAAAGAACAAAAGAAACAAUCUGAAAGUGGAAGCCAACUUCAAUUCCGUGACCCUCAUCCGUUCAUUAUAGAAGAGCAGGAAAGGCACUAUCAACAAUUGAGCGAACGACCAUAUAAGACGGCAGGAUCACAAGAAGAAACGUACACUGAACUUGAAACAAACAACACGGAAUACGAGCAGGUGGAUAGCUAAACGUGACAACAUUCCCUCGUUGCUAACCUUUAGUUAAUGAUCAUAUGUUUUGUUUGAAUAUUUUAUGUUUCGUGUGUAUGAACUGAGUCCUAAAAGUUGUAAUUACAUUUUCUAACAUUUGACUGUUUUUAUAGUUUUAUUUGCAAAUCGAGGAAAACAAAACAUACAUAUCAAAUUUCAACUGUAACCAUUAGACUUAAGAAUUCUUAUUUGGCGUUUUUUUUUAUAUCAAUUAAUGCAAUUUGUACUAUUCAAUGCAUCAAUAAGACGUUGUCAAUUAAUAUUAAAUUCUUAACUCGACUCCAACGACAACAAACGCAUGCAUAAUACGCAAUUUUAAUUUCAUCGUUUCUAAAAAUUCAGCGGAUUAAUCUGUAGAAUGAUAUCCAAUAGAGGUUGAUAAUUUAAUGAAAACAUUACAAUUGAACAUUUAGCAUUAAGUUCGUAUCAUAACAUCCUUAACAAAGUAAUAGAAUAAACAACAUUGAUAUGUGUUCCUUAUGUAUUUCUUGAUUUAAUUACGUGAAACGUUACGUCUCGAUACAAAAUCAAAUAAAACAUGUUAUUAUCAUAUGUUUUUAAAAAAGUGUUUCAUCGAUUUUGAAUCAUUCUGACAUGUCAUUGGGUUUAUAUUAUAUAUGUAUUUUAGUGAGUGAGUGAAUGAGUUAUAUUAAAAGAAAUGUAUCCCUCCGCUAAGUAAUGUAUAAACAAACAAUAUAUAUGUUUCUUUUCAUGUUGUGAGAUAUAUGCCUCAAUAAACAUAAGUGUAUUAUUGUUUUUAUUGGUCAUGUCAGGUUAUACAGAUUAAGAAAGUCCUACGCGUAUAAGUGUUUUGAUAAAAAUCAAAAAAUAAUUUUGACAGUUUC
Messenger RNA from Mya arenaria, 3154 nucleotides. RefSeq names its product multiple epidermal growth factor-like domains protein 11. The coding region runs from base 144 to 2288 and encodes 714 amino acids. The record is from RefSeq and is a predicted model, not a curated record. Lineage: Eukaryota; Metazoa; Mollusca; Bivalvia; Myida; Myidae. The transcript has 6 exons.